Fusarium mangiferae is the source of this 1500-nucleotide messenger RNA. RefSeq lists its product as uncharacterized. The coding region runs from base 1 to 1500 and encodes 499 amino acids. The record is from RefSeq and is a predicted model, not a curated record. NCBI's taxonomy places the organism in Eukaryota, Fungi, Ascomycota, Sordariomycetes, Hypocreales, Nectriaceae. The transcript has a single exon. Gene Ontology annotation, molecular function: FAD binding; oxidoreductase activity.
AUGGCAUCACCACGCUCUCUGCGACGUUUUGUCUUCGCUUCUCUCUUUUCCCUGGCUUUUGCUCAGAACAAGGCUGAGGAACUGACCAAGUGUCUCGACAAGGCUGGCGUAAGAAACGUCAUCGAGUCUGACAGCCAAUGGGCCGCAGAGACAACUCAGUUCCAGAAGCGUAUUCGUCCCCAGCCUGCUGCAAUUGCGUUCCCUGAAUCUCGCGAUCAAGUUGCCCUUGCGCUAGAAUGUGCGCGAGAGGCUGAUGUCCAUGCAAAUGCCCUUGGUCCUGCCCACUCGUUCCAAGGAAACGGCUUCGGAAAGCCCGGGAACUUGGUCAUCAACAUGGCUGCCUUUGACGACGUCAAGUAUGACUCAAAGACAACCCUCAUGACCUUUGGUGGCGGCACUCAUGUUGGACCUGUUGCCAAGUAUCUCUGGGACACUGCUGGACGCCAUGUUCCUCACGUCCGUGGUGCCCAUGUUGGUGUCACUGGAUCUAGCAUCGGAGGCGGCUUUGGCACCACUUCACGUUAUCUUGGUACUCCCAUGGAUAACAUUGUCGAGGUUGAGUACAUGCUGUACAACGGCACCAUCGUCAAGGCUAGAAAGGGCUCCGAGCUCCUUUGGGCUGCUCAAGGCGCUGGAGCUUCCUAUGGCAUCAUUCUCUCCAUGACUACCAAGACCUUCAAGCCUGAGUUUGACAAGGCCAUCAACUUCACUCUGUCCAUGGGCGAUCUCAGCCCCAGAGACGGCGCCAGGGCGCUCGUGGCCAUCCAGGACUACGCUACCAGCAAGGACUGCCCUGAUACCUUUGCUUUCCGAUGGAGCUUGAUGGCUCCUCCUUACGAUGGUACUGGAUACUUCUAUGGCAACCCCGACAGCUUUGACAGUGUGAUUCUUCCUCUGGUGAAUAAGCUCAAGACAAUUAAAUCCACUGUCGAGGUCAAGAAGACUGUCCUUCCCUGGUGGGACCUUGAAGUUGCUGUUGCCGGUGCUGGGAUGAACCAGCCCGACGGCGGGUUUCUCGGUGGCCGAGCAUUCUACACUCAAUCUCUCACCACUACAACCGACCACCCUCUCACUCUUGAACAAGCUCAGAUUCUUUUCGAGAGCACAACCCUGGCCUUCAACCGAACUGACCUGACAAAGUUCGCCUACCUUGAUCUCUGGGGCGGUGUCUCCCGCAACAUCAAGGAUAGCGAUACAGGUUAUGCUCAUGGCAGAAACCUGUGGUUGAUUCGCUGGGACGCCAACGCUGUCAACCCCUUGGCCUUCCCUGCCGACGCUAUUCCUUACCUGAGAGGUCUUAUGAAGCCAUUCGAGGAUGCUCUUGUCAAGGGCGGCUCUAAACUCCGUGGCUUUGUCAACUAUGCUGAUACCGAGCUUACUGAAAAGGAGUGGAGUUCACGACUCUAUGGUGCAAACUAUGAGAGACUCAAGAAGAUCAAGGCCAAGAUUGAUCCUGAGGGCCUGUUCACUGGUCACAAGCAGUCUAUCCCGCUGCCUUGA